AUGCAGCAACCCCACGAUGAAGAAGACCAAGACUCGGAGAACAUCAAUGUCGAUACCGACACCAACAACAGCUGCCACAGCCGUUGGGAGAAUGAGGAUGCCCCUCCUCGAUUUUACCGGGUGUCCCUCAGCUUGUCAUUCCCCCGAUCCGUCGACGAUUCCAUCACCCGCCACGUCGCGCUUUGCUUCCAUGACGAUUGGCUUUUGACACCAUUGUCUUCGUCGGCGUCCGCAUCCGAAACUACCUCUCACACUGUACACUUUUACUGCCAAAAUCAAGUCUCCCUAUGCUCAGAGCUCAACGACGACGACGAUGCCACCGGCGAAGAUGGCAAUCCCUACCACGCCGACGGCUGCGGUCGCUCCUUCACGGUCGAUACUAUACAUCUCCCCGCUUGCACCACCUCCAGUCCGUCCGAUCCGUCGCCCGAAUUGUCGUCCAAGCCAGAGAAGGAGCUGCCCUCACGGCGCGGUACAACGCUGAAGGGGACGCUUGUCAUGGUGAUGACACUCUUGAUGGCGUUUUUCUUGCUAUACACGGUCUAUCAUCCUCAGUCUGUCUUCUCCUUCGACGCCUAUGGCUCAUCACCGUCUCGUUAUCGCUCCCGAAUGCUCGAUACGCGUCAUAUGCUCUCCCACGUCGAGUCCGUUUCUCUCAGCCUCCUCCCUCUUCGCUUUCACCAUCACGACCUCAAAGGAAACCCCUGCGAUAUCUGGUGGCCAGCAGACCAGCUCCUAUCAUACUCUCUGGUCACAUCCAAGCUGUCUAAUCUCGCCCGUCACGUUCAUUCUACAAAGACUUCACCUAUUACGUCAACUAAAUACCUCGACGCUUUCAAGAGCCUAGCCGACAACGCACGCGAUGCAGCCGUUCUGCUUCAAGCCAUGUCUCGCACCGAUCACACGACGUGGGAAUCCAACCUCAUCCUUCUACUCGUCAAUGUGCGCGAUGACCUUGACUCUAUGCCGGCACCGAAACCGACACCGAAAUUCACCACCACCACAUACGAUCAAUACAAUACAAGUACUGGCGCCCUCGCUCAGUCGUUUCUUGGCUACCUCAAGUCUUCCCACAAGAACAUGGAUGCUUGGGUGCGCCAAUUAAAAGCCUUGGAGCACCAUCUCCACAAGUCUCAGCUACUUCAGGACGCCGUCAUUCAUAUGCUCGUAGACAUGUCACACAACGAGGUCGUCUCUCCGGGCCAUAGAACCCCGAAGGGUAGCGAGAGCGGCAGCGGCAGCCCCUGGUGGAGCGAAGACAUUGUGUUUUACGUAAAGCUUCUGACACAGGAACUAGCACCCCGCCGCGAUGCUGUUCGCGGGUUGGUGAAUGAGGCCUUGAUGACUCUCGAGGCGGCACGCGAGACUGUGGGAACGUCACUGGAUUGGCUUGCCAAGACGGCGGUUCAGGCUGAUGCCUUGACGGCCCACAUCAUCCACGCACAGCGCCGUUUGCGGGAGCUGGAAUCGGCUGCUGCGGCUCGGGAUGCUGGAGCGAAGCAUGUACGCCACCAGAUCACCGUUGAUCCUCCUCUUCGGCGCCGCCUCUUCGAGCUGGACCGCGCCGCCAAACAUCAGUGGGCUUGGGUAAGCGCCAUCUGGCCUAUGGACGAUGGAUUGGGUUUACAAGCCGGAGCAGAGGACGGAGGAGAGCCAGAACCAGGGAAACCAACAUCUGGAAGCAGUGUCGGUCUCUGCCACCGCGAUGUCGCCCAUCACGGAGAGUGGGUUACGUCAACGGUGACAACCAAGGCAGCCGAGAGAUCAGCUACCGCUCAGCCUCAGAAAUGA
This is a messenger RNA of Colletotrichum scovillei, 1791 nucleotides long. RefSeq lists its product as uncharacterized. The transcript has 2 exons. NCBI's taxonomy places the organism in Eukaryota, Fungi, Ascomycota, Sordariomycetes, Glomerellales, Glomerellaceae. The record is from RefSeq and is a predicted model, not a curated record. Bases 1 to 1791 code for a protein of 596 amino acids.